This is a messenger RNA of Porites evermanni, 894 nucleotides long. The record is from the annotation of a GenBank genome assembly. Lineage: Eukaryota; Metazoa; Cnidaria; Anthozoa; Scleractinia; Poritidae.
AUGAUGAUGACUCAAGCAAUACAACAGGUAACUGCUUUAACUGUUGCUACAGUUUUCAAAGUCGUAUUUAGAUUGUGUCACUAGAAGUAACUGGAAAUUAGGGGAGUGUGGCCGAUACAUCACUGCAUCAUCAAUCACAUGACUAGACAAGGUUUAAUCUUGAAACCAUGGCAGAAAAUACAUACCAGUCCCUGGCCAAUAAAAAGCCCCUGAAAAAUCUGCAGAGCAACUAUAUGUACGUCCAUUACAGAGAAAAGUAUCAUGACGGAUCAUAGAUACAGUAAGAACUGUGCCCUUCAGAUGAAAUAUACACUUUACUUUGACUUUUAACAGUUCAUUAGUCAGGCCUAUUUUUGCACAAAGCAAAACCUGAGCCUAAGUGUUUUACUGCAUUGAAAAUGACAUGUCACUACGUUCAACUGUGGCUGCUGUCUACAACUUUAGCUUUUGAGAAAAAAACUAUUCUGCACGCUUGUUAACUUUAUCUCUUUAGGCUUUGCCAUGUUUUUUAUCAUUGGAGUUGUACAUUGCUGCACACAUCCGUAUUGAAAAUGUCUAUUGAACCACCAUAUUAAGGAUCAUUUGCUCUAUACAUUUAUCUUGCUUAAUUGAAAUGAUUUGUUUCAUUUUCCUUGAGAAGCUCCAUAUAGGAAGAGGAUUAUUUAUUAUUUAUCUAGUUCUAUAUUUUUUUGAGAUGAACCAAAUCUUGGUCCACUUGAAGAAGUUGGAAGCAAACAGCAGAGUUCAUGCUUAGAGGACAUCAGCACGCAAAGUGCAGUUGUUGUCAUUCUUGAAUUCCUUGGUGUAAAUUCAAUGACACAUAUUGAAGUAACAAAAGAAUUGCAGCCACUUGCAAAGAAACUUAACAUCAAACACCGGUCUUUAAAGAAAUAG